CCCUCUCCCUCUCUCCACCUCAUGGCGGCAAACGGAGCAUUCGGCCGCGUCCUUGUGGGCGUCAAGCGCGUCAUUGACUACGCCGUCAAGGUCCGCGUCAAGCCGGACAAGUCCGGUGUGGAGACGGUUAAUGUCAAGCACUCGCUCAACCCCUUCUGUGAGAUUGCUGUCGAAGAGGCUGUCCGCAUGAAGGAGGCAGGCCUGGCUACCGAGGUUGUUGCUGUGUGCGUUGGACCCAAGAAGGCGCAGGAGAACAUCCGCUCGGCUCUGGCUAUGGGCGCCGAUCGUGGCAUUCACAUCGAGACGGACGAGGAGGUCGCUCCGCUCAACGUCGCCCGCAUCUUGGCCGAGGUCGCAAAGGCCGAGGAGCCGUCCAUGUUCAUCCUUGGCAAGCAGGCCAUCGACGACGACUCCAACCAGACCGGCCAGCUCCUCGGCGGUUUCCUUGGUUGGCCGCAAGGCACCAUGGCCUCCAAGAUCGAGCCGGUCUCAGACACCGCUGUCCACGUCACCCGCGAGAUCGAUGGCGGCCUCGAGACCCUCGAGCUCUCGCUCCCGGCUGUCGUCACCGCAGACCUCCGCCUCAACAAGCCGCGCUUUGCCGCCCUCCCCAACAUCAUGAAGGCCAAGCGCAAGAAGAUCGACGCAAAGACCCCCGCUGACUUUGGCGUUGACAUGGCCUCCUCGCUCCAGACCCUCGAGGUCAACGAGCCGCCCGUCCGUGAGGCCGGCAUCAUGGUCGGCUCUGUCGACGAGCUCGUCGAGAAGCUCAAGGGCGACGGGCUCAUCUGAUCGAGCUCCCCGCUGCCCCAUCCCUCAUCCCAACCCUGUAAACCGCGUUGUUUACCCAGACA
Molecule: messenger RNA, 854 nt
Organism: Thecamonas trahens ATCC 50062
Lineage: Eukaryota; Apusomonadida; Apusomonadidae
Product: electron transfer flavoprotein beta subunit
Exons: 2
Coding region: 22-792 (256 amino acids)
Cellular component (GO): cytosol
Molecular function (GO): electron transfer activity
Source: RefSeq, a predicted model, not a curated record